Molecule: messenger RNA, 1404 nt
Organism: Ipomoea nil (Japanese morning glory)
Lineage: Eukaryota; Viridiplantae; Streptophyta; Magnoliopsida; Solanales; Convolvulaceae
Product: zinc finger protein CONSTANS-LIKE 5-like
Exons: 2
Coding region: 105-1262 (385 amino acids)
Biological process (GO): regulation of flower development; regulation of photoperiodism, flowering
Cellular component (GO): nucleus
Molecular function (GO): zinc ion binding; protein binding
Source: RefSeq, a predicted model, not a curated record
CAAUCUCUUCAUUUCCAUCUUGCCACUACUAUACUCCUAAGCCAUUUGUUUAUUUCUAUUCCUAGAGAUUUCUUCUUUUAGAUACUUGAGUCAAUCAACCAAAUAUGGUUAUUGCUAAUUGCGGCGGUGGCGGUGAUUCUGUUAUUCAUUCACGAGGUUUGCCUGGUAGUUGUGGUGGUAGUGAUUCUGUUAUUAACUCACGAUGUUUGUCUGGCGGGUGGGGUGCGGCCGCCGCGGCGAAACCGUGCGACUAUUGCAAGGUAGCUGUGGCGUUGGUGUUUUGUCGCGUGGACGCGAUUUUUAUGUGCCUUGAGUGUGACGCCAAGGUCCAUGCUACUAACAAAUUAGGGUCGAAGCAUGCCCGUGUGUGGGUGUGUGAGGUUUGCGAGCACGCCCCGGCGGCGGUCACGUGCAAGGCUGAUGCGGCGGCGCUAUGUGUCACGUGUGACCGCGACAUCCACUCGGCUAACCCUUUGGCUCAGCGCCACGAGCGUGUCCCCGUGGCCCCGUUCUAUGACACGGCGGAGUCCGUGGUCAAGUCCACCGCCGCGACUCUCUUGGUUCCGAUGAACGAUUCCAACCCCCCGAACUUCGCCCAUGACAAUUUCGCCUCUGAUCCCUGGACUUCUUCCGCUUCGAUCACCUCCUCCAAGCUGCCGGAAAACGCCGCCGGCGGGAUGAAAUCUGCGGAAUUCUCGCUCUUCGACUCCGACAACUUCCUCGAUUUUGAGUACCCGGUUUCCUGGGAAUCAAAUUCUCAUCAAAACCAGUACAAUUCCGACAGGGUUGUCCCAAUCCAGACCAUCAAAACGUCCGCUCCAAUCAUACCCCAAGAAAAACAUUUCGAGAUCGAUUUCACAAGAUCCAACCUCACUUCCUACAACUCCGGAUUCACCAAACCUUCCUUAAGUGUUUCCUCAUCUUUAGACGUGGGAGUGGUCCCGGACGGGAGCUCUGUGUCGGAGAUAUCCUACCGGAACAUCGGCGGCGGGAGCGUGGAUUCCAGAGGCGGCUCGCAAUGGAACGGAAUGGAUCGAGAGGCCCGGGUGCUGAGAUACAGGGAGAAGAGGAAGAACAGAAAGUUCGAGAAGACGAUACGCUACGCUUCCAGAAAGGCGUAUGCGGAAACACGGCCACGAAUCAAAGGCCGCUUUGCGAAGAGAACGGAGGUUGAAUCAGAAUCCGACAUUGAUACCUUGUUUUCAUCGGCAGAUUCUGCCGCUGAUGUUGGUAGAUUCAGCGUUGUUCCCUUGAUAUGGUAGGAAUCAAGAAAACAAUUGACAUGUUUAAAAGUGUUUCUAGUGUACUAUAGUUUUUCUUUCCUCUCUUUUUUAUUCAAAUUAUUAUGCAAAUUAUAAUUAAUUAAUCCUCUAUUUUAAGUUUGGAGGAGCGGUUGGAAUAUUC